Messenger RNA from Prorocentrum cordatum, 480 nucleotides. Lineage: Eukaryota; Dinophyceae; Prorocentrales; Prorocentraceae. The record is from the annotation of a GenBank genome assembly.
AUGAUUUUGACAUGUUCGGGUGAGCGGCGGGGGCGGCGGACCGUUCAGCGCCCCCCGGCUGCGGGCGCCGCGCCCGGCUCGAGCCGAGCGGCUGCCGCGGCCGCGCGAGACGACGCCUCCACAGGGUCGGUGGGCAGCCCGGCGCUGGCACUGGCGACGCUGGCGCGGCGCGCGGGGGGGCCCCGCGGCCGCGCGGCCGCGCUGGCCUGCCCUGCGGGGGGAGCAGAGAGCUGCGCACAUGUCUGUUCGGGCCAUGCGCUGUCUGCCACAGGCGGGGCGUCCGGGCCGCUGCGCCUGCAGCGCUCUGCUCCCCCGCCCGCGGGAACGCCCGGAUCUCUGGCAAGCGUGUGCCUCUCGGGGAGUUCUGGCGUGAGCAUGGGCAUGGAUAAGAUGCCGAUCGCUUAUCCCCGCGUCCUGGGGGCACACGGGUGGCUCGCCAUUCUUGGCCGCCUCGGGGUGCCCGUUCUGGAAGCUGGUUAG